GAUCUUGCCGUCUCUUCUUCUUCUUCUCUCUCUUUUACUAAUUUUUCUCUCUAUAUAUUGUGACCCAUUUCACUUCCAACGCCUUUCAGCCAAAGGCAUUCUCAAACCUCAACAUUACUUUACUAUGGCUUCUUGGAAGAAAACCAUCAUUUCUCCCUUUAGGAAGGCUUGCACCAUCUUCAACCAAAACACUCGAGAUCCUAAAAAGUCUCAUUCCGAUUCAGAGCAAGAGAAGCGAGUGGACGUGAGGAAUCUCCAAGGAGAGGUGAUGGCAUGUGGGUAUGAAGAUGUGCACGUGAUGUGGUCCAUUUUAGACAAGGCCAAUUCUAUUGCCACUGCUACCACUAUCACUUGUAAUGUGUCUUCUUAACGACCGAUCCCGUCAUUCGAUGGAUGUUAAUUACUUAAUUGUUGUAGAUAAAGUAUAAUACGUCUCUCUCCCGCUUUCUCUACGUUAUUUUGUGAGUUGAUGAUUUUGUUUAUGUGUAGGGAAUGAAUCCCCAUGAUUUGAAGCUUUUAAUCAUGGUGAGAUUUAAGAUUUUUAUUACUCUUAAAUCUUGAUUAAUGCCAAAAAAAGAAAAAGAAAAUCCUCUCUCUCUUUUUUCUGGGAAAUAGAGCCUUAUCUCUGAGGAAAGUGGCUCAGAUCUGAUUGGUUGGUCAUAUUUAUUUAUAAUUUAUGUAUACCACUUUUCAAGGCCUUUAUUUGAGAGAGAAUAAAAGAGGCUUGGAUUUUUAUAAUGAUUUUUUUUCUUGCUG
This is a messenger RNA of Benincasa hispida (wax gourd), 756 nucleotides long. RefSeq names its product SsrA-binding protein. The record is from RefSeq and is a predicted model, not a curated record. NCBI's taxonomy places the organism in Eukaryota, Viridiplantae, Streptophyta, Magnoliopsida, Cucurbitales, Cucurbitaceae.